Messenger RNA from Chiloscyllium plagiosum (whitespotted bambooshark), 688 nucleotides. The record is from RefSeq and is a predicted model, not a curated record. NCBI's taxonomy places the organism in Eukaryota, Metazoa, Chordata, Chondrichthyes, Orectolobiformes, Hemiscylliidae.
GGAGGGGGGGCUCGUCUGGGAUUGAGUGUCCUCUGUCAGCUGACCAGGUGCUGAGAGCCUGGGCGGAUAAGAACCAGGGGUGGUUGGGUAGAUCAGAGGGGGGCAGUAGAUCGUUGGGAACCCAGGCAGAGAGGGAUCAGAGGUCUUUGGGGGCCCAGGCAGAGAGAGACCGACAGGCCUUUGGUCUACAGCUAAGGAGCAAAGGGCAGGUUUCAUCACCAGUGAAAGGAGCUGGGAGCAGUCACCCACGUGGUGCCCAGUGUUACCCUUCUGACGCUGCUGCAGCCCCACCCCUGUGCUCCUGAGGUGAGGCAGCGCUCCCCCAGCCUCCUGUCACCCCUGCUGCUGAGCCGGACGGCCCACACGUUCUUGGCACGCGGUUAGCCUGCCCAUCCAACUGCGGAUACGAGGGGCGGGGGGGGCGUCCCCUGAAUAGGGAAACAUGGCGAGCUCCGACGUCCUGGAAUACAACGAUAUCUACCAGGAGCUGAAAGGAAUAAUGAUUGACGGCCGUCUGCGACUCAGCCACCACACCAUCGUCUUUAAGAACAGCAAGACUGGGAAAGUGGACAGUGUACAAGCCUCAGAUGUCAGUGAUGGAGUGUGGCGUCGAGUGGCCAGGGGCUACGGCAUCAGGCUACAACUGAAAAACGGCAACCUCUGCAAGUUUGAUGGAUUCCGGGAAGGG